UACAACAGCCCGUACGUGGGGUUACGUGCGGUUUGCGUCCAAUUUUCGGGAGAAAACGUGGGUAAACGUGCGCGAGGCGCACUUAGUCUGCACGUUUAUUCAUGUGCGUACGGCCACCGCAGACGCCGCGGGGUGGAAAUUGUCCUGCACAUUAUUUCUGCGGCCCGCGCGCGUGCAAACAGACGUAGAGGGGGUUGUGCGAUGGCCGUACUUACAACGCACAAUGUGUGCACGUCCGACGUAUCUCUUUUGGACCCAUUUCUCACCACUUUUUGAACUUCAAAGGAGGUGUAGCAGUUUGUUGAUUUUCCUCGUUCCCUUUUCUUGUCAGCGUACCUUGAAAUGUGGCCUAGAACGCACGGCGCACGCGCGUUGCACGCAGGCAAGACGCACGGCAUGCGUACGCAGCAAGUGCGGGAUGAGUGCGCGUGCGCACUCACAGCGCGCUGUGAAUGCGUCGAGAGUACGUUUUUUUUCCAGGCGUCCGCGCGUGUGGUAUAUAAGCUGCGCGCACAACGUGCUCACAAAGUUUAGCCCGCAGCAGCCCCGCAGCAACAACACCGCUCAUUUCAACAUUGUGCAUCUUGGAAAUGGGUCCCAAGAAAACUGCCAGGGUGGAGGGGAAGGGGAAGGGGAGGGGCAAAACAUCAAAAGCAAGAGAGGAAUCUGAGGAGAGACAGAGAAGGGAGGCUGAUGAGGCCACAGCUGAACCUUCUGAUGAAGAGGAGCAGGCACCACCACCACCACCACCAGAGGGAGAGGAUGGCAGUGAAAGUGAUGUAGGCAGCACUGUGUCCUUGGCCACGGGGAAGAGGAGGGACCUCGGGUCCUAUAACUUCACUGCUGAGGAGGAGCGCACCCUCGUCGAGUUCUUCCGCGACCAUGACUGCCUGUAUAAUAAGGGGAGUGACAACUACGCCAACUCCCAAUACAAGAGCCGUCUGCUGGGUGAUAUGGCCCGGGAGCUGAGGUGUGAGGUGUCCAAGAUCCUGGGUUGGUUUAAGAACCAACGAACAGCGGUGGGGAAGCUGAUGAAAAAUGGCAAGUCUGGCCAGGGCGCAGAGGUCCUCUCCAGGAGGAAGAAGUGGCAGCUGUCCUCCUUUGCCUUUCUCCGCCAGCACAUCGUCCCCCGGACUUAUACACGGGAUACAGGCAUCCCUGGUACUGAGGCAUCCCAGGAGGAGGAGGACGAGGAGGGUGGCCGAGAUGACUCUGGACUGACAGCCCCAGACGAGGGCCCACCCUGCGGGGCCAGUGAGGCAGGAUCCACUACUUCCUCCCUGAAGAGGAAGAAGCGCACCCAGAAGCUUGAUGAGGCCCUCAUCCAGUUCUUGAACCGGCCCCGCCAGUCUGACAGCCUCAAGCAGUCGUUGCAGCUUGACCUGAGUGAGGAGAGGGCGGCGUACAUGGACUGGUUGCGUGCCCGAGUACGGAAGAUUCCAGAAGACCGGUGGGAGGAGUUCAGCGAGGCAUGCAAUCAGCUGGUCUCCUCAUUCUUCCGGCCCUCUGCCACCGUCACCACCACAGCCACAGCCACCGCCCCUGCAACCACCAUCACAACUUCCUCCCCCCGGCGCCAGCAGCAGCAAUGUUGGCCACAGGCACAGUGGUCCGCACCCUCCCAGCCACAGUGGUCCGCACCCUCCCAGCCACAGUGGCCCCUCCCAAGUCAGCAGCAGUGCCGUCAACAGUGGCCUCAGCCAUCCCAGCAGCAAUGGUCCCAGCAGUCAUCGCAGUGGCCUCGGCCCCCACAGCCCUCCUCCUCCCAGUGGUCACAGCCCUCCCCCUCCCAGCAGCAGCAGUGGUCACAGCCAUCCUACUCCUCCUCCCAGCAGCAGUGGUCACAGCCCCUGACCUCGCAGGACCAGCAGCAGCAGCGGGAUGUGGAACGGCCCAAGAGAGCGUCCAGCACUCCUGUCACAUCCCCUCCCUCAAUGGGGAAAUGCAUCAUCCCCGACCAGGAAAUAUGGCAUGUCACGGUCAUCACCGGGCAGAGGUUCACGGUCGGGCCAGGAGAGUGUUCCUGCCUCAAGUGCUGGGCGCAGACCAACAAUAACUACGUACUCUCAGACACUUUCAGAAGCACAAGCAAUGGUUUCCACGUGGACAGACAGGCCCACAAAACCAUGAGUAUGACCCUUCAAAACAGAAUCACAAGCAAUGGCCUCCACGUGAAACCUGAUGCAGCCAAAACCACUAAGACUGAAUAUAACAAGGGCAAUACAGAAGUCAAGGGAGAGAGAGAACAGGAAGAAUGA
Messenger RNA from Eriocheir sinensis (Chinese mitten crab), 2258 nucleotides. RefSeq lists its product as uncharacterized. The record is from RefSeq and is a predicted model, not a curated record. NCBI's taxonomy places the organism in Eukaryota, Metazoa, Arthropoda, Malacostraca, Decapoda, Varunidae. Bases 591 to 2258 code for a protein of 555 amino acids. The transcript is spliced from 8 exons.